AUGGCGUCAGAAGCGCCCCUCAACUAUGAAGCUUCAUCUGGAGCAACAAACCUCCAAAUCACCAGCACUCUCCCAGAUGAAGUCGCGCAAUGUCUCCAAAACGCAAGAUUUCUUCAUCUCGCAACCUGUACAGAUCUCUACCCUCACGUCUCGCUCAUGAACUACACCUAUCUCCCUACCUCACCCCACAGCACCUCCCCAACCAUAAUAAUGACGACCAACCCCUCCUCCAAAAAAACCAACAACCUAAUCACAAACCCACACGUCUCAAUCCUCGUCCACGACUGGGUAUCCCACCGCCCGCCAACCAAUCGCCGCGGCUCCACCGCCGAAAGAACCGGCUCUCCCCCACCAGAAGCCUCGCGCUCCUCUCUCGCAGCACUUCUCUUGAACCUCAACACCAGCGCGAUAAGCAGUAUCAGCGCGACGAUCAACGGGGAAGCGCGGCUAGUGGAGAGAGGCACGGAGGAGGAACGGUAUUAUAAGGAGCAGCAUUUGGAGAAUAAUACGUUUGAUGGCGGGGAGGAGAAUGGGGGUGGGUGGGAUCGCAGAGAGGAUUGUGAUGGGGGGAGGGAGAGUUUUAUUGAGGGUGAGGAUGUGAGGGUUGUGGUGGUGAAGAUUACGAAUGGGAGGGUGUCGGAUUGGAAGGGGGCGGUUAGGGAUUGGAGUUUGGAGGGUCAGGAGGCGGAGGGGGAGAGGCUGGUUAAUGGAGUUUCGUAG
Glarea lozoyensis ATCC 20868 is the source of this 720-nucleotide messenger RNA. RefSeq names its product FMN-binding split barrel. The transcript is spliced from 2 exons. The record is from RefSeq and is a predicted model, not a curated record. The coding region runs from base 1 to 720 and encodes 239 amino acids. NCBI's taxonomy places the organism in Eukaryota, Fungi, Ascomycota, Leotiomycetes, Helotiales, Helotiaceae. Gene Ontology annotation, cellular component: cytoplasm; nucleus.